ACCUUGUUCCCGGGACGCGCCGCCGCCGCCGCCGCUGCUGGGCAGGACCGGGCCCAUCCUCGCCGUUGCUACCGCUGAGGCCAACACGACCAUGUCCUCCCUGUACUAGGGCUGCCCCCCACAGCCUUGGUGACCCCCCAGACCGGCAGCAAGGAUGCGUGCCUGGAAGGCGGUGGCCAGCACGCUGGCGCUCAGCGGGGCUGAUGUGGUGGUCACCACCCUGCUCUACACCCACGGCCGGGGUGGCCGGGAUAUCCUGCAGGACCUGCGGCACUUCAACAUCUUCAACUCGCUGCUGGACAUCUGGGGGGGCUGCCUCUACCGCAGCUGUGUCCUGCUGGGGGCUGCCAUCGGGGUGGCCACCAACACGGCUUAUGGCCCCCGGCGCCUCAGGGCAUCGCGGACCUUCAUCGCCAUCGUCUGCCUCCUCAUGGGCAUCUACAUGAUGGUGAAGUUGCUGCUCUAUUCGGAGGUGCGGAGGACCAUCAGGGACCCCUGGUUCUGGGGGCUCUUUGCCUGGACCUACGUGGCUCUGGCGGCCACCUUCGGGCUGUGGCAGCUGCUGGCCUGUGUCACCUCCUCCCGUGAGGCGCUGGGACCUGGCUCCGAGUCCCGCGCUGAGGCAGAGGAGAUCUGCGAUGGUGGUGCCCCACGGGACAAGCGGGAGGAGGCGGCAGGUCCCACCAUCCAUAAGCUGCUGUCCUACACCAAGCCGGACGCCUUCUUCCUGGGCAUCGCCUCCUUCUUCCUCCUCGUGGCUGCACUGGGAGAGACCUUCCUGCCCUACUACACGGGGCUGGCCAUCGAUGGCAUCGUGGUGCAGAAGAGCAUGGACCGCUUCUCCACGGCGGUGCUGGUCAUGUCGCUGCUCGCCAUAGGAAGCUCAUUUGCCGCAGGUAUCCGGGGCGGCGUUUUUACGCUCAUAUUUGCAAGACUGAACAUUCGCCUUCGCAACUGCCUCUUCAGGUCGCUGGUGUCUCAGGAGAUGAGUUUCUUUGAUGAGAAUCGCACAGGGGAUGUCAUCUCCCGCCUGACAUCGGACACGACCAUCGUGAGUGACCUGGUGUCCCAGAACAUCAACAUCUUCCUGCGCAACGUGGUGAAGGCUACAGGGGUGAUCUUCUUCAUGUUCAGCCUCUCUUGGAAGCUCUCACUCGUCACCUUCAUGGGCUUCCCCAUCAUCAUGCUGGUUUCUGAUGUCUAUGGGAAGUACUACAAGAAGCUCUCCAAGGAUGUGCAGAACGCCUUGGCCAAGGCCAACAACACCGCCGAGGAGACCAUCUCCGCCAUGAAGACCGUCCGCAGUUUUGCCAACGAGGAGGCGGAGGCGAACGUGUACUGGCAGAAGCUGCAGCAGGUGUACAAACUCAACAAGCGGGAGGCCAUGGCUUACACCUACUACGUCUGGUCCAGUGGGCUGACCCUCCUGGUGGUCCAGGUCAGCAUCCUUUACUACGGUGGGCACCUCGUGAUCUCAGGGCAAAUGACAAGUGGAAAUCUCAUAUCCUUCAUCAUUUACGAGUUCGUUUUAGGAGACUGUAUGGAGUCCGUUGGCUCCGUCUACAGCGGCCUGAUGCAGGGAGUGGGAGCUGCCGAGAAGGUGUUUGAGUUCAUCGACCGCAAGCCAACGAUGGUGAACGACGGGUCCCUGGCCCCAGACCAUGUGGAUGGGAAGGUGGAGUUCAGAAACGUGACGUUUUCCUACCGCACUCGCUCUGCAACGCAGGUCCUCCAGAAUGUGUCCUUCACCCUGCACCCUGGCAAAGUGACAGCGCUGGUGGGUCCUUCAGGGAGCGGGAAGAGCUCCUGUGUCAACAUCCUGGAGAACUUCUACCCUCUGCAAGAUGGGCAGGUGCUGCUGGACGGGCGUCCCAUUAACAUGUACGAUCACAAGUACCUGCACUCAGUGAUCUCCCUGGUGAGCCAAGAGCCAGUGCUGUUUGCCCGCUCUAUUGCGGAUAAUAUUUCUUAUGGCUUAACUUCAGCCUCCUUUGAGUCAGUUGUUCAGGCUGCCCAGAAGGCCAACGCACACACCUUCAUCACGGAGUUACAAGACGGAUACCACACAGAGGCAGGUGAAAAAGGAGCCCAACUCUCAGGUGGCCAGAAGCAGAGAGUGGCAAUUGCCAGGGCCUUGAUCCGAGCUCCCCCCAUCCUAAUCCUGGAUGAAGCCACGAGCGCGCUGGAUGCGGAGAGCGAGCACGCGAUUCAGCAGGCGAUCUACGGCGACUUGGAGAACCACACGGUGCUUGUCAUAGCCCACAGACUGAGCACUGUCGAGAAGGCACACAACAUCAUUGUGCUGGACAAGGGCCGCGUGGUGCAGCAGGGCUCGCACAAGGAGCUGAUGGAAGAAGGAGGCCUUUAUUCCAAGCUGGUGCAGAGACAGAUCAUGGGGCUGGAGGGGGGCGGCGCGGACGGUGGCCAACCCCCAGCCCGGGGGGAUUCAGCGAAGGCGCCCGGGGGGCUGGAGGAGGAGUUCAGGAUAGACCAUUCCCUGCCGGCCGUGGCACAGGACGAUUACAACACCACGGCUCACAAGUGAGAGCGGCGAGGGCCGGCGCUGGGGACGCUCGCUGGGACGCCGAGGCAGGAGGCGCCUUGCCUUGCCUUGCCUUGCCCGUGGGCUCGCGUGCUGCAGAACGACGGCCACUUGCUCACCCCACGCACGCCACACACCCGUGCACACACACACACACACACACACUCACUAUAGAGCUUCCUGCAUUACAGUCCAGCAGGCAAGUGCCAGCUGGUUAAAAAGGGAAAUGGAUUUAUUUAUUCAAGGGAGUUGGGUCUUUAGCAAUUCCCAGUGUUUCUACUGGGUUUCUUUUUCUUACUACCAGUAAUUCCUCUCUGGGACUUUUCUCCCACUGAUAUGCAUGUGUAACUGCUAUUAACUGUAAUGGAUGUUAAAUGCAUGCGUGGAGGGGAAGAUUGAAAAUCCCCUUCAGGAAUUUCAGGGGGUGGCUUUUGUGGCUGGAUAGAAAAACAGUGACCGUCAAACAAGGUCCUGCUCCCGCUGUCAAUCCAUGGGGCCAAUCCAAAGCCUGCUGAAGCCUGUAGGGAAUCUCCCUUUGGCUUUGGCGAAAACUGGAUCGCUCCAGAGAGGCUGAACGCUGGGAGAGUUUUGCACUGAGUGCCUGCAGGCUCAGGCUCACAACCAUUGCUGCUGAGCUCGUACCACGUAGUAACCAUCCUUGCUGGACCGAGCCAGGGGACCAGGAGGCAGUUGUUGCUUUCAGAUUUGCUCUUGGUGCUUGUUGUUCUUAAGGAUGAAAAGUUUUACCGUAACUUGGUUAGGUUUGGGGUUUAGGGUUUUUUUGUUUGUUUGUUUGGGUUUGCUUUUUUCUUGUUUGUUUUGGUUUGGUUUUGUUUUUUUUUUUUUUAACGAUAUUUGUGUGCACUGUGCAAUGUCUGUCUGGCUCCAGCAUCCACUGAAAACUGCCCUUUUAUUUCAGAAUUUUUUUAACUCUCAAUCCCAGUGCUGGUUUGAAAAAAAAAUAAAACCAAACAAAACAAACAAAAAAAACCCAAAUCCACACCACAAAACACUACUAAAGACAGGCAUAAAAUACUAAAAGACAGCACUUUAUAAAUCCCACCAAAGCUUUGUUCAGCUUCAGGCCAUGCUAGUGACUCCACUGCAUGGGAAGUCCAUACAGUCACUUUCCUUGAAGUCUGACUUCAGCUGCCUGAACUUUAAAAUGUGUUUCUCUGAAUGUUAUUUAUUAACUUACUUUUAGUAUGAGGAAGAGAAAGAAAUAGAUUGCUCCUAGCCCUUUUGGGUAAUGGCUCUGGCUUAGUAGUGUUAUCCUGCCGUAGACUGGUGUAGAAACCUAUGCAGCCAGGCAGGCGCUGUUAAAAAAAAAUAGCAUUUAUAUGGGGAAGACUGACUUCAGACUGUGCAUAGUUAAGAAAUUAUCUCAAGCACUUUAGCUCUCAUGUUUUCCAAUAUUUGAAUGCUGCUGUGUUUUACUUUUCAGCAGGUUUGCAUUUCUGUUGUUGCCGAUGUUUUGUUUUCGUUUCGUGAUGUUUUACAAACUCUUUAGUGUCCUUGAGGAGGGAUGCUCGAAAAAUAAAAUACUACCUCUGCCACUCAA
Calidris pugnax (ruff) is the source of this 4103-nucleotide messenger RNA. It is a transcript of the gene ABCB9, whose product is annotated as ATP binding cassette subfamily B member 9. The record is from RefSeq and is a predicted model, not a curated record. The transcript has 12 exons. Gene Ontology annotation, cellular component: lysosomal membrane. Gene Ontology annotation, molecular function: ATP hydrolysis activity; ATP binding; ABC-type oligopeptide transporter activity. Gene Ontology annotation, biological process: transmembrane transport; peptide transport. Bases 155 to 2545 code for a protein of 796 amino acids. NCBI's taxonomy places the organism in Eukaryota, Metazoa, Chordata, Aves, Charadriiformes, Scolopacidae.